Messenger RNA from Mustela lutreola (European mink), 2722 nucleotides. RefSeq names its product ring finger protein 139 (gene RNF139). Gene Ontology annotation, biological process: ERAD pathway. The coding region runs from base 387 to 2381 and encodes 664 amino acids. The transcript has 2 exons. Gene Ontology annotation, molecular function: zinc ion binding; ubiquitin protein ligase activity. Gene Ontology annotation, cellular component: endomembrane system; endoplasmic reticulum. Lineage: Eukaryota; Metazoa; Chordata; Mammalia; Carnivora; Mustelidae. The record is from RefSeq and is a predicted model, not a curated record.
CGCGGGCCCCGCGGUCUCGCGUGACCGCGGGCGCAGCCUCCGGGCCUCCAAACAGCAGCAACGGCAGAGGCAGGCGGGCGAGGUCAAGAUGGUGGCUCCGCGGGCGGGGGAGGUGUUGGAGGGAGGAGGAGCCAGACCUUAGCGGACCGGAAACACCGACACCCAGAGGCCUCCCGGGAGCCGCCGCCGCUGCCUCAGCCGCCGCCGCCUCCGCCGCCUGCUCCAGCUCGAGAGACGCGAGCGGGCGGCGGGGCGGGCCGUAAGGGAGCAGAGGAGGGAGGGCGGGGGCGGAGUCGCCCUCCUUAGCCCCCGCCCCUGGCCGCGGUCCCGGGCCCUGCCCCGCGCGGCCCUGCCCUGCUCGCCCAGCCCCGGUGUGGCAGCGGCUCAUGGCGGCGGUGGGGCCCCCGCAGCAGCAGGUGCGGAUGGCCCAUCAGCAGGUCUGGGCGGCGCUCGAGGUGGCGCUCCGGGUGCCCUGCCUCUACAUCAUCGACGCCAUCUUCAACUCCUACUACGAUUCCAGCCAAAGCCGGUUCUGCAUCGGGCUCCAGAUCGUCCUCCGGCUCCUUGGUAUAUUUGUAUCCAGUAUUGUUCUGAUCUUGUCACAACGAUCACUUUUCAAGUUUUACAUGUACAGUUCAGCCUUUCUCUUAGCUGCAACUUCAGUGUUGGUAAAUUAUUACGCUUCUUUGCACAUUGACUUCUAUGGUGCCUACAACACAUCAGCUUUCGGAAUUGAGCUGCUUCCUCGAAAAGGGCCCUCACUAUGGAUGGCACUCAUCAUUCUACAGCUGACCUUAGGGAUUGGAUACAUCACACUACUACAGAUUCAUUCCAUCUACUCACAGUUAAUUAUUUUGGAUCUCUUGGUUCCUGUAAUAGGCUUAAUCACAGAGCUGCCAUUACACAUCCGAGAGACUUUAGUUUUUACUUCUUCUUUGAUUCUCACAUUAAACACAGUGCUCGUCUUGGCAGUGAAACUUAAGUGGUUUUAUUAUUCUACACGGUAUGUUUAUCUUUUAGUGAGGCACAUGUAUCGAAUUUACGGAUUACAGUUAUUAAUGGAGGACACGUGGAAGAGGAUUCGUUUCCCAGAUAUCCUGAGAGUCUUUUGGCUAACAAGAAUUACAGCUCAGGCUACAGUGUUGAUGUACAUUUUAAGGAUGGCAAAUGAAACGGAUUCCUUCUUUAUUUCUUGGGAUGAUUUCUGGGACCUCAUUUGCAAUCUUAUAAUUAGUGGAUGUGAUUCUACACUAACUGUACUGGGCAUGAGUGCUGUAAUUUCCUCAAUAGCCCAUUACUUGGGCCUUGGAAUAUUGGCCUUUAUUGGAUCAACUGAAGAAGACGACAGGCGGCUUGGCUUUGUAGCGCCUGUUCUCUUUUUUAUUUUGGCUCUUCAGACUGGUUUAAGUGGGCUGAGACCAGAAGAGAGACUUAUUCGCUUAAGUCGAAACAUGUGCCUUUUAUUAACUGCAGUCCUGCAUUUCAUCCACGGAAUGACAGACCCUGUAUUAAUGUCUCUCAGUGCCUCUCAUGUGUCAUCCUUCCGUAGACAUUUUCCUGUGCUCUUUGUCUCUGCUUGCCUGUUUAUUCUUCCUGUUUUACUCAGUUACGUUCUUUGGCAUCACUAUGCACUAAAUACAUGGUUGUUUGCAGUGACGGCCUUUUGCGUGGAACUCUGCUUAAAAGUAAUCGUUUCUCUCACUGUGUAUACAUUAUUCAUGAUUGAUGGCUACUAUAAUGUCCUUUGGGAAAAGCUUGAUGAUUAUGUCUACUAUGUUCGUUCAACAGGCAAUAUUAUUGAAUUUAUAUUUGGAGUAGUAAUGUUUGGAAAUGGGGCUUACACUAUGAUGUUUGAGUCAGGAAGUAAAAUUCGGGCUUGUAUGAUGUGUCUACAUGCAUAUUUUAACAUCUACUUACAAGCAAAAAAUGGCUGGAAGACAUUCAUGAAUCGUAGGACUGCUGUUAAGAAAAUUAAUUCACUUCCUGAAAUAAAAGGGAGCCGCUUACAAGAGAUAGACGAUGUGUGUGCGAUCUGCUAUCAUGAGUUCACAACAUCUGCUCGCAUCACACCGUGUAAUCAUUAUUUCCACGCACUUUGCCUUCGGAAAUGGCUGUACAUCCAAGAUACCUGUCCAAUGUGCCAUCAGAAAGUGUACAUCGAAGAUGAUAUUAAGGAUAAUUCAAAUAUCUCUAACAACAACGGAUUUAUUGCACCCAAUGAAAAUCCAGAGGAAGAUGUAAGAGAUGCUGCUGCUGAAUCCGACAGGGAACUGAACGAAGAGGACAGUACAGACUGUGACGAUGAUGUUCAAAGAGAAAGAAAUGGAGUGAUUCAGCACACGGGCCCAGCAGCUGAAGAACUUAAUGAUGAUACUGAUUAAAAUAGCAUUUACUAAUCAUUGAGGUUAUUUGUUUAAAAUUCAGUUCAUCCAAAAUGGAGUAAUACGCUUCACUUCAGUGUGUAACCAAGCACAAAAACAGUAUCCAUGUUCAAUCUGUGAAUGCUUUUCCGUUUACUGUGAUGUGCUACUGUAAAUAUACCUCUUUAAUUACUUCUGGUCUCUUUGGUGACCUAUUUAAAUUUGUGUACAUUAUUGUACAUAGAAUAAAAUGUUUUCACGUUUUUAUGACAAAAUUUGAACAAAUAGCUUUUUAAUAGAUGUAAUGAUAAUACAGUGCGUCAACUGUGCCAAAGAUUCCUCAAUGAAAGCAUAUAAAAGUA